This is a messenger RNA of Caenorhabditis angaria, 942 nucleotides long. Lineage: Eukaryota; Metazoa; Nematoda; Chromadorea; Rhabditida; Rhabditidae. The record is from the annotation of a GenBank genome assembly.
AUGGAAGAAUCGACUUCGUCUUUUCACGAGAAUUUGGAAGAUGAAGAAGAGGAGGAAUUUGUGACACCGGAUGUGGUGAGAAACUUUCGAGAAACUUCAAUGAAAAUCAAUCGAUUUGGUUUUUAGGUGAUGAAAAGGAUGUGUGAAAGUUGGCAAAAUGAAUUGGCAUCGCCUUGUUUGUUACCGUCGAAAAUGGAAUUGGUCGAGAUUUUAUUGGAUCAGAUUCAGGGAAUGGAAGAGAAUAUUGGAAGGCAAAGUGAUAAGGUUGAGAUUUUCUCAAACAAAAAAUUUUGAAAAUUACAUUUUCAUUAAUAGACCAUUUUAGUUAUGAUUUUCAAGAAGUAAAAUUUGUCAAUAAAAAAUAAUGAAACUCAAAAAUUCCAUUUUGUGUUUUCCAAUUUUAACCCAAACUUAUUCUUUGCCAGGUGCAACUUCGCAUUUCGGUUCAUCGAAUGGAAUUGCAACGGGUCAGUUAUAUGACUUCGGAUUAUAUUCGAUGUCGACUUCAAAAAAUUGAAUCAAAUCCAAGAUAUUAUUUGAAUGAACAUAAUCGACGAAUUGAAGAAGGACAAACUGAAUUAUUAUCGGAGUUAGAGCUCAAAUUUGCAACUGAAUAUGCUGAAGCUGAAGCACAACUUUUUGGAAAAACUGUACUAGGUAAGUUUUUUCUUGACUCAUAUUCAAGUAGCCUAAUUAUGAAUGAAAAUCGUUUUAGGUUUUAUGCCACACGCUCUGCAAAAAAUGCCAGUUCCAGUGGAUGAUUUGAAUGUUGAAAUGGUUUAUGCGAGAGUUUUGGAAGAUGAUGUUGGAAAUGUUUCGAUUCCUGAUUGGACAGAUCCGAAUUCUGAAGUUAUUAUUGAACUCGAAAAAGAUACGGUUCACUUGAUUCCAUUCACUUCGAUUCGACAUUUGGUUGAGGAAGGAAAAAUGAUUUUGCUAUGA